Molecule: messenger RNA, 2147 nt
Organism: Dinoponera quadriceps
Lineage: Eukaryota; Metazoa; Arthropoda; Insecta; Hymenoptera; Formicidae
Gene: Pur-alpha
Product: transcriptional activator protein Pur-beta
Exons: 8
Coding region: 603-1685 (360 amino acids)
Biological process (GO): regulation of transcription by RNA polymerase II
Cellular component (GO): nucleus
Molecular function (GO): purine-rich negative regulatory element binding; DNA-binding transcription factor activity, RNA polymerase II-specific; RNA polymerase II transcription regulatory region sequence-specific DNA binding
Source: RefSeq, a predicted model, not a curated record
GCGUGAGCGGUAGAGCGGCGGCGAGUGUGUGUCGGCAUAGAGCGAGCGAGCGAGCGAGCUAGGCGAGAGCGCGUGCGGUGGUGGUGGUGUGACGACUGGUGCCGUGGACGGACGGACGGACGGGUCGGUCGGUCGGUCGGUCGGCGGUCGGGCCGUGGUGUGUGGAAGGACGAAGGAAGGAAGGAAGAGAAACGAGGAGGAAGUGUGCAAAAUUCGCAAGUGCGCGCUGUGCCGGCGACGGUGAGAGAGGAGAGGAAUACGUUUGGGGAUUUGUGUGAGGGCAUAGCUCGCUGGCGGCGAUCCGAGGAAGGGAGAUUAUCGUCGCCGCCGUCGUCUCGAAGGGGUCUCGCGCGCGCCUCCACGGACCAGUGUGUCGUUGGGGAUCUCUGUCUGUCUCGUUCUUUUUUCCGUGUUCACUCUCUUUCUCUCUCUCUCUCACACACACUCUUUCCGUCUCCUUUUAUCUCUCUUUCUCUCUCUCUCUCUUUUUCUCUCCCCCUCACUCUCCGAUCGCCGGGGGGCCUGCCGCCGCGAGGACGUCGAGGGAACGACGACGCGUGGAAGUUUAACCGGGAGAAGAGGAGCGUGUCGCGAGGAGCACAAUGUCCGACCGGGAGAGCCUGGACGAUCAACCGCAAAAAUAUGGCAACCCAGGCGGUAUGGAUGCUGGAGGUGCUGACUUCGAUUCUGGUCAGCAAGGCCAGCAGAGCGAGCAGGAACUGGCGACAAAAAUGUUGCAAAUUCAAAGCAAAAGAUUCUACCUUGACGUAAAACAAAACAGACGUGGGAGGUUUAUCAAAGUCGCCGAGAUUGGAGCGGAUGGGAGAAGAAGCCAAAUCUACCUGGCACUUAGUACAGCAUCCGAAUUUCGGGACCAUUUAUCGACAUUUAGCGACUUUUACGCAUCCCUAGGUCCACCAAAUCCGGAAAACGUGCCAGACGACGGAAAACUCAAGUCAGAGAUGAUGGUGAAGGAUAAUAGGCGGUAUUACUUGGACCUCAAGGAGAAUUCUCGCGGCCGUUUCCUGCGGGUGAGUCACCCUGUGUCGCAGACGAUAACACGGGGAGGCCCCAGAACGCAGAUUGCGAUACCGGCGCAAGGCAUGAUAGAAUUUCGCGACGCGUUAACGGACCUUCUCGAGGAAUUCGGGACGGACGACGGUGGCUUCAAAGGCGACCUGCCGGAAGGCCGUUAUAUGCGCGUGGAUAGCAAGAAUUUCUAUUUUGAUAUCGGCCAGAACAAUCGUGGCAUCUACAUGAGAAUUUCUGAGGUGAAAACAAACUUCAGGACAGCCAUCACCGUGCCGGAGAAGUCCUGGGCCCGUUUCCGUGAUAUCUUCGCAGAUUACUGUGAAAAGAUGAAGGAAGGCGGCGCUGGCGGCAGCUCCACCGCCGGCGGUGGGAACGUAUUGUCCGAGGGGAAGGGUUCGGUGGUGGCACAGGUCGCAACGCAGCCGAAGUCCAUCAACGGCAAGACGGAGAAACGUCAGAGCGGUCAGCAGCAGCAGUACGAGUUCCCGAAAAGACGGAGGUCCUUGCCGCGCCAGGCGAAACUAUCCCCCGUCGAUCCUGUCAAAUCCAAUUCCGCCCCUGCCACCACCGACGCCGUAUCCUUGUCCUGCUCCGCUGUGACCGACAACAACAGCGCGAUGCCGGAGGCAAUGGAGUCUUGCGAAGAACAAUAAGCCCUAAAUCUUAUGGUGUGAUUAAUCAAUUCUCCGGUUACAGAUUCGUUGAUGAACUCGUUUUGCCCUUGCGUUGCGCGAGAUUGUUCGGAUUGGAAUUUUACUUUAUAUGGCGGGCGUUUGUCUUAAUUUAAGUGAAACGCAUACACGAUCGUUGGGACGGUUCAUGUCGAGAGUUCACGCCGGUUCUGUCGAAUCGUUUACGCCGGGAAACUCGCUUUCUGUCUUUUCGUUUUGCACAUUUUCCCGCGCCGUGCGUGCGGACGGAAAGACGUUAUUUUUCUUUCUUUUCCGAAGCGCCCGAAUGUUGCGAUAUAUUGUUUGUUUGUCAUGUUUUCUUUUUUUUUAUUAUAAACGUGCGAGCGUAUAAAAUACGGUGUUGAGGAUACGCGCUUUCGUUCGUUCUUUUCCUCGGCGUGCGCUUUGUGGCCCGAACGAAUAAAAAUCUGCCUGUAACACGGA